Spirometra erinaceieuropaei is the source of this 252-nucleotide messenger RNA. NCBI's taxonomy places the organism in Eukaryota, Metazoa, Platyhelminthes, Cestoda, Diphyllobothriidea, Diphyllobothriidae. The record is from the annotation of a GenBank genome assembly.
AUGGGCUCACCGCUGGAACCGUUCGUCGCAAAUGUCUUCAUGGGCAAAAUCGAGAUGACAAGCUUACAAGAACCCGUUAAUGACCUCAGCUUCUACGGUCGCUACGUGGACGAAAUUCUCUGCCUAACGGAUGUUACCUCCGACUCAGACGCCCUGAUUCAAAAAUUCAACAAUGCACACCCCACGCUAACAUUCUCUGCAGAGUUUGAGGCAAACAACGAAAUCGCGUUCCUCAAUGUGCUUCUGCACUGA